Molecule: messenger RNA, 1071 nt
Organism: Fraxinus pennsylvanica
Lineage: Eukaryota; Viridiplantae; Streptophyta; Magnoliopsida; Lamiales; Oleaceae
Source: the annotation of a GenBank genome assembly
AUGGAUGCACCUGAUGAGGGCUAUGCAGGAACACGUAACGGCGAGGAGAUCCAACCAAAUGCAAGUCCCUAUGACGACAAUUCCUACAUGGGCUACGACCCUUCUCAGCGCUAUGAUUUUAAGGAAACUGGCCAUGAUGGAGCUCCACCACCUCCACCUCCGCCGCAACCAGCCCCUAUGGCUAUGCAUGAAUUUUCUGGGGAUCCCAUUAAAAGCACUAACAAUAACAUGCAGUCAUCGGAAGGAUAUGGCUUCGGUGGUUCCCUGAAUCUCGAGUACUCUCCCUCGCCUUUUGAUGCGAAUGGCAUUGGUGAGAAUGGGAAUGGGAAGCCGUAUGAUACUGUAGCUGAAAUUAAAGGACUUCUCACAGAUCCCUCUCCUGAUGGGCCGUUGCUUCCUGACCCCAGUGAGAUGCGAGAGGAAGGAGAUGCCUUUCGUCAGUGGCGUCGUCAAAAUGCCAUUUAUCUUGAGGAGAAAGAGAAGAAAGAGAGAGAGAUGAGGGAUCAGAUAAUAGCUGAAGCUGAGGAGUACAAGCAGAAGUUCUAUGAAAAAAGAAAAGAGAAUUGUGAGACUAACAAGGCUCAGAAUAGGGAAAGAGAGAGACUUUACCUUAAAAACCAAGAUAAGUUCCACAAGGAAGCUGACCAACAAUAUUGGAAAGCAAUAGCGGAGAUCAUUCCUCGUGAAGUUCCCCAUUUUGAGAAGAGAAGAGGGAAAAAAGACGAGGGGAAGAAACCUUCUGUUUUGUUCAUUCAGGGGCCAAAGCCCGGGAAACCCACUGAUCUCACGAGAAUGCGUCAAAUGCUUCUGAAGUUGAAGCAGACACCACCACCUCAUAUGUUACCACCCCCACCUGAACCGCAGAAAGAUGGCAAAGAUGCGAAGGACGGGAAGGAACUGAAGGAUGCCAAGAAUGAGAAACUUGGAACGCCAAAAGGAAUAAACGAAGGAAAGGGUGGGAAGGAUGGAACAGAUGCUACUCUUAAAGAUUCUUCGGCUGCCACUGGAGACAAGCCCGUUUCACCUUCUAAAGAUGCAACAAAAAGUGGUCUCCUAAAACGCCAAUACUAG